Molecule: messenger RNA, 3592 nt
Organism: Nelumbo nucifera (sacred lotus)
Lineage: Eukaryota; Viridiplantae; Streptophyta; Magnoliopsida; Proteales; Nelumbonaceae
Product: Protein kinase superfamily protein
Biological process (GO): protein phosphorylation; mitotic DNA damage checkpoint signaling
Cellular component (GO): nucleus
Molecular function (GO): protein serine/threonine kinase activity; ATP binding
Source: RefSeq, a predicted model, not a curated record
CUCGUCACUAUCCAUUGUUCUGUCUGCAACCUAUGCUUCCCUUCUCCCACCUUCUCUCUCUCUCUCUCUGAGCGGAUAAAUCUCUCGAGCAAAGUUGGCGUUAUUUUGUCCAAACCAUUCAAUCGCGCAUCAGAAAGUUUCAUCAGGUAGAUCUCCCUGAAACGGUUCUGAAAACCCCAACUUUUUGGUGUGCUUAUUGGAUUUAAACCCUAAUUUGCCAUUUCUCUCUCUAGAUCUGGAACCCGUGCCAAUGGAAGCUUCGAGUCACUAAUUUUCAUUGGACUGUUCGGAUCUGAACUUAAAGGCUGUCGUCCAACUUCAACCAGAGUUUUUCCAUUUUAGUGCGCCAUGGCAGCUUAUCUUACAGACUCGGAGCAGUGUAGUGUAAGCUCGACGGACAUCGAGAAAGCAUGGCAUCUUCUGGCUGUUCUGUUGAGCAUAGGACGUCCUGCUCGUCCUGGGGAACUUUGUGCUAGAUGCACUUUGUUCCGUGCGUCACCGGAUUUUGUCGAGUCCUUGUGCUUAAUCCCUCGUUCACCCUUGUUCUUGACGGAUGAUCUGUUUGUUACGAUCUCUCUGUUCGCUUUAUCGGCUUUCGAAGAGUUUGCGUCGAAGGCUGUUGGUUCAUUUGUCCCGCGUAUCAUGCUUAGGGUUCCUGAACCGAAGAAAUUAUGGGAUAAUGUUGUUCGCACGUAUUUUAGAAAGCGGAAGGCACCGAGGGCUGAUUGCGUUCUUCUUCCAACAGCGAAAAGGAGAUUUCUUUUACCUUCUCAUAGUGAUGAGGAUGGUCAAAUUUUGUUCUCGUUGUCGGACAGGAUUCAAAGUAAUUCUUUUGAGGGUUAUGAUAUUGCGAAUCAUAUGAUCAGAAACAUGAGUCUUCUAUCAGGUGAUAAUAUCAACAUGGCAUAUGAUUUGGGUAAUUUAAAUGAAGUGCCUGCAAUGGGACCUUUGCUUCUCGAAUCCAAUGUUCAGUUGCCAAGUCUUGCAACGGACACUGAACAAAUAGAAAUUAAAAAUGAAGUCAAGAAGAAAACAGUUGUGAAUAGUAAAUUGGGUGGGUCCAUGCACAUACUAGGAUGCGAGCAUAGUUCUGCAAAUGUUCAAAUAGAUUCUAAAAUUCCCAGCCCAAUAACAGUGGAAAGGAUUAUGGCAUAUGAUCCUGAUACAGGUCCAGCUAUUGUAACAAUUACAGUGGAAAAUUCAACCUCAUGGAAGGAAGUACAAAGAGAUGAGGUGGAUUUAAGAAACGAAACAGAGUUGAAUGUGAUAUCUUGUCUAGAAGGAGCACAACACAAUGCUUCAGCCAGUAUUCAUGUUGGUCAUCCUUUUGAUGCCAUAGUAAGCAGAUCAGUUGAAGAUUUGGGACUAAGAAUGGAGAUGAAUGACAAGGAAGAACGAGAUUUAAAUGAUUCUGGUACCCAUAGAGAAGAUCCAGUAAACAAUAUUCCAACAGAUAAUGCUACUCUAAUGGAUGAAGUUGUCAAACAGGAGUCCCAGUUAAGGAACUCUAGUAAUGUGAUGAUAUCCAUGAACAAAGAGCAAAAAGCCGGUAAAGUGGCAGUCAAGGCUGUUCUUCCAUCAGCUGAAAACUCUGCUACCCAGAAGCUACCAACAAAAUCCCUUCCCAGGCUGAAGACUGUUGACAGAGAUGCCUCGGCUCUAGGACAUCAAGUUCUCUCUAGGUCGUUUCAUUACAAUAAAGAUGCUAACUCUGCUAAACAGGAAGAAAGUAAGAGGGAUCAAAGGUUCAUUUCCAUGAAAUACAAGUUAAAGAACAGCCGUAAUCAUAAUGUGCAAACCAAAGAAAACAAGGUAGAUCCUACCUCAAUAACUCCAAAGAAUCAAGUGGAGCAAAAAAUACUGCCAAACUUUGAAUCUUUUGUCAUAGAGGAAGAAGAGGGAUCAGGUGGUUAUGGCACUGUAUACAGGGCUCGGAGAAAGGAUGAUGGAAAAACAUUUGCUAUUAAAUGCCCUCAUGCAAAUGCUCACAACCACCAUGUUAACAAUGAGUUGAAGAUGUUAGAGCGAUUUGGGGGUAGGAACUUUGUGAUCAAGUAUGAAGGUUCUUUCAAGAGUGGCAACUCUGAGUGCUUUGUUCUAGAGCAUGUUGAACAUGACAGACCUGAGGUGUUGAAGAGAGAAAUAGAUAUAUUUCAGCUACAGUGGUAUGGUUAUUGUAUGUUUAGGGCCCUAGCUAGUCUGCAUAAGCAGGGAAUAGUGCAUAGAGAUGUUAAGCCUGGGAACUUCCUUUUUUGUCGUAGUCUUAACAAAGGCUACCUUAUUGACUUUAACCUAGCAAUGGAUCUACAGCAAAAGUACAGCUCCAACAGAAAAUCAAAAACAAAUUGCAAUGUUAGCUUUAAUCAUGCCACCCCGCCCAUUUCCAAAUCUGUUCCACCUCCCAAAGGUAGUAAAGUAAUAUGUGGUAGAAUCUGGGAGGCAUUCAAUCGGGAAACUGCAAAGGACACCAAGUCACCUCUUGAACCAAAGAGAAUGAAGAAGAGAGCUGAUGUGGGUCAUGCAAAAGCCUAUCCUGAAAUGGUUAAUAGAACCACAUUCAGAAGCCAAGGUGCAGAUGGCUCCGGCAUAACCUCAACGAAAGAUGCAACAAGCACUAGAACUCCUUCAGCAGAGAGAUUGAGGGAACCUCUUCCAUGCCAAGGAAGGAAGGAGUUGCUCAGUCUAGUGCAGGAGGCAAUGCAAAGUCCAAAUUGUGAUGCAUUAAGUGUUCCGGCUUCUCAAAGGAAGAGGGUUGCUGCUCCUGGGCAACUGGAGAGGAAACUUUUUUAUCUGACUCCAAUGCCUUUGCACUCUUCUGGAAUUCCUGUUCCUGGUGCUGGCAUGUUAAAGAGUAAGGGGUAUGGAAAACACAAAAGAGAAGGGCCUUGUGUGGGAACCAAGGGUUUCCGGGCUCCAGAGGUCUUGUUCAGAUCUCCACAUCAAAAUACUAAGGUUGAUAUCUGGUCUGCUGGGGUUACCUUACUUUAUCUGAUGAUUGGAAGAACACCUUUCGUUGGUGAUCCUGAGCAGAAUAUAAAAGACAUAGCAAAGUUGAAGGGCAGUGAAGACCUAUGGGAAGUGGCCAAGCUACACAACCGUGAAUCCUCAUUCCCAGUGGAACUGUUUGAUAUACAGUCCUUACCAUCACUGGAACUACGGGCAUGGUGUGAAGCUAACACAAAAAGACCAGACUUCCUUGAUCUGAUACCCAGAUCACUAUUUGAUCUUGUUGAUAAGUGCUUGACUGUGAACCCAAGACUAAGGAUUAGUGCCGAGGAAGCUCUUAGGCACGAGUUUUUUGCUUCAUGUCAUGAGGGCCUCAGGAAGCAGAGGUUGUUGAGGCGGGGCCUCAACAUGGACCCAGGAAGUUCUCUUUCACAUGGACAAGUGUGACUGUUUGGGUGCAGCUGUGAAGGCUUCAGAUUCAGGGGCAAAUGUGAUGAGAGCUGUGAAGUUUUCAGCUUACAACUGACACCAAUGUACUGGGCUAACUCCUUUGGUUUCUUGUAUGCAAGCAAAAUGUUGUAAAUUGUCCAAUCUCAGUGUGCCGUUCAUUCUUUCCUCAUGGUAUCCAAUUGUUCCAUCCUGUAUC